ACGCUUUUCAUAAGUGUAUGUUAUAAAACCCUAAUUGUUGCAGUGUUCUUGUAGUUCUUUUAUGGUAUCAACCGCGCCAACAUUGAACGUUUAUGUGAAAGUGAAUCCUGCUCAUGUCUUAACGUUUGCUUGUAUUCAGAAAUACUGGCUUCAACACAUCUUAUACGACAUUUAAACACACCUUCUUCGUUUGGCCGUGAUAAAGAGCUGUGGUUACAGAUUCCUGGCUGCAGCACAUUGCUCUCUGGCCACAGCGCGUUUCUCCCCAGCCACAGGGGGCUGACUGACUGAGAAUCCCUGCUGCUGGGAUCACGUCUACCAUACUGUCUUUAUGUAGCCGCAGACCUUCUACAGAACGACACGUGAGGGUAUCACAGUUCAAAUGAACCGAGAGGAAAAGGUCAAAGGACUGUGGGGCUCUCCAGCUGAGUUUUGUGAGGGAUCACAGCUGGACAGACCAGGCGGGCAGAGAUCGUGACGGGGAUCAUAAAGGCUGUUGUGUCGGCUGUAUUGUUGCCGGCAGACCUACCAGACCUGCAUUUUGGUUAAAGAGCUCCCAUCAGCUGCACUGUGGCUGACCAGUGACCCCGAUCCCCAGCCUAACCCCAUCUGGGUCACCACUGAGCUAAUAGAGGUGGGUCUGGCCGGGCCUGAUGUGGAAUUUGACCCCGACUGACCCUGUCCCACAAGAAGCCUUUCACUGAGCCCAGACUGGGAAAAGGAAGGAUAAAAGAGCAAGAGGGGUGACAGAGAAGAAAGGAGGAAGAAAAGGAGAGGCGAGAGCAGCAGCACAGCGACCGCUUCUUCAGCAUGCCGGUGGAGACCCUGCGGCCCUCAGACGGCCGUCUGGCCGGGGUCCCCUUCACCUCUGCCAUGCCCUUCAGGAUACUUAACAAGGGUCCAGAUUACUUCCGUCGCCAGGCUGAGCCCGGGGCCCGUAAAUUGAGUGCUGUAGAACGUCUGGAGGCUGACAAGGCCAAGUACGUAAAGAGCCAGCAGGUGGCUCUCACUCGCCAGGCGCCUGUCAAGCCGCCAAUCAUCCGGAAGCCUCUUGUUCCACCAGGGAUGAUGCUCCAGUGCCAGAUCAGCACUCCUCCAGCCCGAAAAGUUCCCCGCUGCCCAGCUGAUGUGGAGAAUGGAGGAGGGAGAGAGGGGCCAGGAGGGAGACGAGGACCUGCUCUUAACUUGGAUAUUCUGAAUAACCUUAUCAAUGAUGUAUGUGAUGGACCAAUGCCCUGUUCCCAGUCCUCUUCCUCCACCUCCCCCUCAUCCUCAUCUCCUUCAUCGGGGGCUAAGAGCAUCGGCAGCAGUCUGUCAGCAGAACAGGAGAGGAGCAACCGACUUCUCAACAACCUCAAACCAUUACAUCAUGGCACCAACAACUCCUCAUCCACCUCUUCUUGCACUUCCUCUCCACUUAACAACAACCUCGGGACCCCCGCAGCUGAACCCACCCGUCGUCCACCCCCUAUCCCUGCACGAGCACCCCGCAUUGUGGUUCCGGCACCCUACAGCUCUCCUAACUCGGUGACAGUUCGCAGGGUGGAUGUUCGGCCUCACGCUGAGAUAAGGAAACCUCAGAGGCCUCAGCUGCAGCCCCAGCUCAGGCCCAGACAGACUGCCCAGGGCCAGGUAGCACACCCCCAAGUCCCACCACCGCCUCCUCCAGCCCCUCAGAACCAACCCCAACCUCACCCUCAGCUCACCACCCCCGCACAAAACCUGCCCUCCCCUCCAGCCUACCUGCCGCCCAGUCCAAUGCUGAUCCGAGCAGGUGUGAUCCCACCAGCCUCCCCCGCUUUCACCCGUCUAUCCAACGCCAGCUCCAAGGGCUCUGCCCGUAAGCACCCGUCCUUGCACCGCUCCAAGUCGGACCUGAGCGACCGCUACUCGCGCGCUACAGCCGACUUGGAACGCUUCUUCAACUACUGCGGGCUGGACCCGGAGGAGGUGGACGGGAUGGGCGGAGUGGAGCGCUUCACGAGAGCCAACUCGGACAUAGUUUCCAUCUCCAAGCUCCGCAGCGUCAGCACGCCCAGCUCGGAGUGCGGGGACGAAGCCGAGCGGGCGAUGGAGGACGGAGGCGACGAGGACGACGAGGACGGGCCCACCAGAGCCAACGAGCGGGUCCCCUACGGCAUCUCUGUCAUCGAGAGGAACGCUCGAGUCAUCAAGUGGUUAUACGGCAUCCGUCAGGCGCGAGAUGCCAACAGUGCUGUCUCUAACGUAUAAGACUAAUGACAGCAGAGGACUUGAAAGACAAAAACAGGGAAGCAGUACUUUUUGUAUGUCUGAAGAAGGGAAGCCCAUCUGUUCAUGCUCUGCUGCCUUACAUCACCUUUAUGGAUAUUCCAGUAGUUUCUGUUUCCUGUGAAGACUCACUUGUUUUGGAAAUUACUCAUCAGUGAUUUUUAUCUGGGCCGCAAGUCAGAGCUGCUUCCCUUGGAGACGAAACGGACAAUACAUUUCCCUUUUACUUCACUUGUAUAAUAAUAUUGGUAUUUGAAAGCAAUAAUAGACUGGUAUAAAUGAUGAUGGUGAGGAUGAAGGCAAGAGGAUGCUUGUGAUGUGGUUUCUCAUGCUAAGGUACUCAGUGUGUGUGUGUGUGAGUGAGUGUGUGUGUGUGUGAGUGUGUGCGUGUGCGCGUGUGUGUGUACCAGAAAGCUACGCAGCACAAAGCCAGACUGGAACUUGGCUAGAGACUCUUACGCUACACAGUACAGUGACUGUCGAGCAAGCCAGGAAGAGAAUCAUGUCGAUACUGUGAAACUUCACACACACACACACACACACAACACACACACACACACACACAAAAGCUUCCAUUUGUAUUUUCAAAAACCUUUUCGGCUGCAAGACUGUUAUACAAAUCUCUGUCUGCAUGUGAGUGAAACAGUUGUACACAUUUCUUUUACAGUAUGUCAUCUCAACAAAGCACAUGCAUUAAUCUCACAGAUAAUCACUUCACAGCACAGACGUACAUUCAGGUCAGUUACAGUGAACACGGUAGCAGCUGCAGUUAGCGCCUGUCUGCGUAUCCCACUGUAACAUCGUUUAUUGCGUUUGCAUCUGAAACACGGUCUCAUGUCUUGGAUUAUGCUGCACUGGUGCGGUGAAAGAAAUCUGUUUACUAUGUAUGUCUUGGCACGGAUGAGAGAGCAGGUCAUAUGAUGAGGGAUGAUCUCAUAAGUGGAUGGUUGAAGUAAGUGUAGCAUGACAAAGUUAUUUGGUCUCCAGAGUAAUGGAGAGAAAAUGAAAGGAUGGGUAAAAUGAAAGGCUGAAGAGAGUAUACUGGUGGAUAAUAAAAGAUAUCUAUGGUAUAUAAA
This is a messenger RNA of Thunnus maccoyii (southern bluefin tuna), 3326 nucleotides long. Its product is annotated as protein FAM110A. Bases 811 to 2232 code for a protein of 473 amino acids. The transcript is spliced from 5 exons. The record is from RefSeq and is a predicted model, not a curated record. Lineage: Eukaryota; Metazoa; Chordata; Actinopteri; Scombriformes; Scombridae.